AUGUUUUUAACAAGAUCAGAAUACGAUAGAGGUGUAAAUACUUUUUCACCAGAAGGUAGAUUAUUUCAAGUAGAAUAUGCUCUCGAAGCUAUUAAACUUGGUAUUGGUGUACAAUGUGAAGAAGGUGUAGUUUUAGCAGUUGAAAAGCGUCUUACAUCACCACUUUUAGAACCAUCAUCAAUUCAAAAAGUUGUUGAAAUUGAUUAUCAUUUAAUUUGUGCACUCUCUGGUUUAGUUGCUGAUGCCAGAACAAUCAUUGACCAUGCUAGAAUUGAAACUCAGAAUCAUAGAUUUAAUUAUAAUGAACCAAUGGGUGUUGAAUCAUGUGUACAAUCAAUUUGUGAUUUAGCUUUAAGAUUUGGUGAAAAUAGAAACUCUGGAGAAGAAAGAAUGAGUAGACCAUUUGGUGUUGCAUUAUUAAUUGCUGGUAUUGAUGAGAAAGGACCAUCAUUAUAUUAUUCAGAUCCAUCUGGUACAUUUACACAAUUUCAUGCAAAAGCAAUUGGUGCAGGUUCAGAAGGUGCACAAACUACAUUACAAGAAAAAUACUCCAAAACUCUCACCAUCGCUGAAUGUCAAAAAUUAGCACUCACAACCUUAAAACAAGUUAUGGAAGAAGCUAUCACCACCACUAAUGUCGAACUUGCUGUAAUCACCAAAGCAGAUCAAAAGUUUAAAAUUUAUAACAAAGAAGAGUUAGCUACUGUCAUUCAAACUUUAGAAUAA
Molecule: messenger RNA, 726 nt
Organism: Dictyostelium discoideum AX4
Lineage: Eukaryota; Evosea; Eumycetozoa; Dictyosteliales; Dictyosteliaceae
Gene: psmA5
Product: proteasome subunit alpha type 5
Exons: 3
Coding region: 1-726 (241 amino acids)
Biological process (GO): proteasomal protein catabolic process; ubiquitin-dependent protein catabolic process; protein catabolic process
Cellular component (GO): cytoplasm; nucleus; proteasome core complex
Source: RefSeq, a predicted model, not a curated record